This is a messenger RNA of Rhinolophus ferrumequinum (greater horseshoe bat), 2955 nucleotides long. RefSeq names its product golgin A5 (gene GOLGA5). Gene Ontology annotation, cellular component: Golgi cisterna; Golgi membrane. The record is from RefSeq and is a predicted model, not a curated record. Bases 268 to 2463 code for a protein of 731 amino acids. The transcript is spliced from 13 exons. Gene Ontology annotation, biological process: Golgi organization; retrograde transport, vesicle recycling within Golgi. Lineage: Eukaryota; Metazoa; Chordata; Mammalia; Chiroptera; Rhinolophidae.
UGAGUCGCCUCCAGGUGGCUGCUCUCCUCUCCGGGCCGCGCAGGCAGCGCGGGAGCCACUCUGUUUUUGGGUCCUCGCUGCCCUUCCACGUCUCCCGGAAGAGUUUUAGGGCCGUGGCAGGACCGUGACAGGUACGGGACGAAGUUUGCUCAGUCUGGGCCCUCUCCCGGCUGGCGGCUGAGGGGGGUGGCCCAGGAGGGCGUCGAGGCUGUGGUGCAGCCACUCCAGAGUCCUCAGGUUCCCCAAUAGGAUUAUUCUGCUGCCAUCAUGUCUUGGUUUGCUGAUCUUGCUGGAAAGGCAGAAGAUCUUUUAAACCGAGUCGAUCAAGGGGCUGCAACAGCCCUCAGUAGAAAGGAGAACACCAGCAACAUCAUAUAUAGCAAAAAUACUGACUAUCCUGAACCUCACCAGCAAAAUACAGAUCUGACUUAUACUGGACCCAAAGAUAAUUAUAUUUCCUCAGCAGCGGAUAAGAUUAAAAAUCAAACAACCACCGUCUUAGCUGGCACUGCAAAUGUGAAAGCAGGACCUAGGACAUCAGUGGAGGCCUCCCAUCCUGUUGAAAACACAUCUGUUUCUAGGCCUUCAUCCCAGUUUGUUCGGAGAAAAAAGUCAGAACCUGAUGAUGAGCUGCUGUUUGAUUUUCUUAAUAGUUCACAGAAGGAGCCUACUGGGAAGGUGGAAAUCAAAAAAGAAAGAGGCAAGAUACAUGUCCUUCAGAGUUCUCGGACAGCAAGUGUCAGUUCUGUGAACACCAGUGUAAACACCAUCAAAACCACUGAAGAAAAUCCUUCUGUGAACCAAAGCCAUGAAGCCUCUAACAGUUCAGAUUCUGGUCAUGAAGUUCAAGAGGAUUCUUCAAAGGAAAAUGUAUCAUCAAAUGCUUCCUGCGCUGAUCACCAUCCAGUACCUACUGAUGAUGGCAAAUCUCAUGAACUGUCUAAUCUUCGACUGGAAAAUCAACUGCUGAGGAAUGAAGUUCAGUCUUUAAAUCAAGAAAUGGCUUCAUUACUGCAAAGAGCCAAGGAAACUCAAGAAGAAUUAAACAAAGCAAGAGCAAGAGUUGAAAAGUGGAAUGUUGACCAUUCAAAUAGUGAUCGAAUAACUCGAGAACUUCGAGCCCAAGUGGAUGACCUGACUGAAGCGGUGGCUGCAAAGGAUUCCCAGCUGGCUGUACUGAGAGUGAGGCUACAGGAAGCUGAUCAGCUACUGAACACUCGCACAGAAGCUUUAGAAGCCUUACAGAGUGAAAAAUCACGAAUAAUGCAGGAUCACAGCGAAGGUAGUAGCCUGCAGAAUCAAGCUCUGCAAACUCUUCAGGAGAGACUGCACGAAGCGGAUGCCACUCUGAAGAGAGAGCAGGAGAGCUACAAACAGAUGCAGAGUGAGUUUGCUGCACGCCUUAAUAAAAUGGAAGUGGAACGUCAGAAUUUGGCAGAAGCGGUUACUCUGGCAGAAAGAAAAUACUCGGAUGAGAAGAAGAAAGUUGAUGAGCUGCAGCAGCAAGUCAAGAUGCAUAAGUCCAACUUAGAGUCCUCGAAGCAGGAAUUAAUUGACUACAAGCAAAAAGCUACUAGAAUACUCCAAUCUAAAGAAAAAUUUAUCAACAGCUUAAAGGAAGGAUCUGGUUUUGAAGGCCUAGACAGCAGUGCUGCUAACAGCAUGGAGCUAGAAGAACUUCGGCAUGAAAAGGAGAUGCAGAGGGAAGAAAUACAGAAGCUGAUGGGUCAGGUGCAUCAGCUGAGAUCUGAAUUACAGGAUAUGGAGGCUCAGCAGGUUAGUGAAGCAGAAUCCGCAAGAGAACAGUUACAAGACCUGCAAGACCAAAUAGCUGGGCAGAAAGCGUCUAAACAAGAACUGGAGGCAGAACUGGACCGACAGAAGCAGGAAUUCCGCUACAUAGAAGAAGAUCUGUAUCGAACAAAGAACACAUUGCAAAGCAGAAUUAAAGACCGAGAAGAAGAAAUUCAAAAACUCAGGAAUCAGCUUACCAAUAAAGCCUUAAGCAACAGCAGCCAGUCCGAGCUGGAAAGUCGACUCCAUCAGCUGACAGAGACUCUCAUCCAGAAGCAGACCAUGCUGGAGAGUCUCAGCACAGAAAAGAACUCGCUCGUCUUCCAGCUGGAGCGCCUUGAGCAGCAGAUGAAAUCUGCCACUGGAAGUGGUAGUAAUGGGUCUUCCAUUAAUAUGUCUGGAGUUGACAGUGGCGAAGGCACACGUCUACGAAACGUCCCUGUUCUUUUUAAUGACACAGAAACUAAUCUGGCAGGAAUGUAUGGAAAAGUCCGCAAAGCUGCUAGUUCAAUUGACCAAUUUAGUAUCCGUCUGGGAAUUUUUCUCCGAAGAUAUCCCAUAGCACGAGUUUUUGUAAUUAUAUAUAUGGCUUUGCUUCACCUCUGGGUCAUGAUUGUUCUAUUGACUUACACACCGGAAAUGCACCAUGACCAACCACACGGCAAGUGAAGUUGUGCCAGCGAUUGCUUGUCGUUUUCCAGACUUGCAGUCUGCGGAAGGGUCAGUUGCCUAUAAUUCCUAAGGAGGGCACGAGUCAUUAUAUCACUACAGCUUUUAACUUUUUAAAUUAUUACACAAGUACUCUGCUACCUAAGGCCUCCUCUAAUGUCCUUCAAAUGGUAAGAGUUUCUGAAACAAAGACAGUAAUUUAACAGGCUCAGCUCUGCUGCUUCUGAGGCUGGUGGUUCAGUGUACAUAUGUAUACACACGAGAUGCUGGGUUGUUCACCUCUGCGCAGACCGUUCUGUGUCGUAGGUGACACUCAAUAUGGGCUAUAAUCAGGGAGACUAAUUGUAUUUAGUGAUAUAAAUAAAAUGUUUUCUUUUUUGAUAAUUCAGUCUGCUUUUGUAUUUUCAUAUAUUUAACUUGGCAAAUACAGAUUUACUUUUACAUGUUAAAGGCCUGGUUGGUAUAAAGCUUUUUAUAAACACAUAAAUAAAA